GCUGGGCUUUGGCCCAUGGGGUCCCGCCGGGCUUUGGCCCAUGGGGUCCUGCCUGGUCUUGGCCCACGGGGUCCUGCCGGGAUUUUGGCCCACGGGGUCCCGCUAGGCACAACCCGAAACAGCUACAUGGAGCCGCCCCCCUGCGGGCCCACCACCUGCAGGGCUAGGCAUCGGGGUCGGGUGCAGUGUGAGCCGGGCGGCAGAGAUCAGCUGCUGCUGCUGGAGUUACUGUCAGUCUCCUCAGACGGGUUCAGGUCUACAGACGGGUUCAGGUCUACAGACGGGUUCAGGUCUACAGACGGGUUCAGGUCUACAGACGGGUUCAGGUCUACAGACGGGUUCAGGUCUACAGAGAGUCUACAGACGGGUUCAGGUCUACAGACGGGUUCAGGUCUACAGACGGGUUCAGGUCUACAGACGGGUUCAGGACCACAGACGGGUUCAGGUCCACAGACGGGUUCAGGUCCACAGACGGGUUCAGGUCUACAGACGGGUUCAGGUCUACAGACGGGUUCAGGUCUACAGAGAGUCUACAGACGGGUUCAGGUCUACAGAGAGUCUACAGACGGGUUCAGGUCUACAGACGGGUUCAGGUCUACAGACGGGUUCAGGUCUACAGACGGUCUACAGACGGGUUCAGGUCUACAGACGGAUUCAGGUCUACAGAGAGUCCACAGACGGGUUCAGGUCUACAGACGGGUUCAGGUCUACAGACGGGUUCAGGUCUACAGAGAGCUGCUGAUGAAGAUGAAGAUGAUGAAGAUGAUCGUGGUCCUCGUCCUCUCUGGUGUCCUCUGUGUCUCAGCAGAAGGUCUACAUCAGGACAUUGCUAUCACCGGCUGUUCAGACGUUGAUGGAGAGAAGAUGUUUGGACUGGAUGGUGAAGAGGUCUGGUACGCAGACUUCAAGAACAACAGAGCAGUCGAGCCUCAGCCCAGUUUUGUAGAUCAUAUGAGCUACCAAGAAGGAACUUUCGAAUCUGCUAAGGCUAAUCUACAGAUCUGCAGAUCAAACCUUCAAAUUGAUCGUAGAGCCUUCAAGGACUUCCCCCAGGAGAAGGAUGCUCCGUCCAGUCCGAUCGUCUACACCAAAGACGACGUGGAUCUGGGACAGGAGAACAUCCUCAUCUGUCAUGUGACUGGGUUCUUUCCUGCUCCUGUUAACGUCUCCUGGACAAAGAACGGAGAGAAGGUCACCGUAGGAACCAGCAUCAAUGUUCCCUUCCCCAACAAAGACGGAACCUUCAACCAGUUCUCCACACUGAAGUUCACCCCACAGCUGGGAGACAUCUACAGCUGUGAGGUGGAACAUCUGGCCCUGGAGCAACCACUGACCAGAAUCUGGGAUGUGGAGGUGAAGCUGAAUGUUUUCUGUCUCCAGAUGUGGAGGAGUGAUUCGUGUCUCUGUGUGUUUUCUGUGUCCAGAUGUGGAGAAGCCUCAGCCCGGUAUUGGACCAUCAGUGUUCUGUGGACUGGGUCUGACGGUGGGUCUGCUCGGUGUGGCUGCUGGAACCUUCUUCCUCAUCAAAGGAAACGAGUGCAGCUGAUUGGUUGGGGCUGAUGAUGUCAUCACAUGCAUUCUGUAUUAUGUAAUCCAGCUUUAACUGAUCCUGUUCCUUCUCAUCUCUCUGAUUCUGUAAUGUUGGAUGAAGUUAUGGUUAAUAACGGCAUGCUCUUACUCUGAAAUGAAGGCAACAUGUGUAUAGUUGAAACCAUGAUGAGCUCUCCGUUGAUUGGUUGAUAUGGUUUUCAUGUAGACUGUUUGGUAACUCGUAGUCCCUUUACAAACUGAGGAAACGAACCCCGACCCAUCUGACCCGGCACCAAUGAGCUGCACCAAUCCUUCACCGUGGUCUCCAUCUCUGUCUAAACACAUCCUACUCUUCAUUGUGAACAUGUCAUUGUGAUAUUAGCACCACUGCAUUCUGAAGCCUUCUUAAAUCCAAUUUAAAGGUCAGUUCUUUUGUCUGCUUCAUCAACAGUUCAGCUCUGUAAAUCACUUCCUGUGUUCUCUGAUAAAGAUCUCAAGCCAAAA
Molecule: messenger RNA, 2034 nt
Organism: Sebastes umbrosus (honeycomb rockfish)
Lineage: Eukaryota; Metazoa; Chordata; Actinopteri; Perciformes; Sebastidae
Exons: 10
Coding region: 16-1560 (514 amino acids)
Biological process (GO): peptide antigen assembly with MHC class II protein complex; antigen processing and presentation of exogenous peptide antigen via MHC class II; immune response
Cellular component (GO): membrane; MHC class II protein complex
Molecular function (GO): MHC class II protein complex binding
Source: RefSeq, a predicted model, not a curated record